This is a messenger RNA of Cladocopium goreaui, 4425 nucleotides long. Lineage: Eukaryota; Dinophyceae; Suessiales; Symbiodiniaceae. The record is from the annotation of a GenBank genome assembly.
AUGGCAGAGGAUGAAAAUGUUCCAGUGCUAACGGUGGAGCAGAAGAUUCUCCUACAAAAACUGAAGAUCUGGGACAAGAUUGCCUCAGGCAAUCUGCAUUCGAUCGCCUUGUCAGAUGUGCAGGCGCUCUUCGACAUCUUAGAUCCGGGCGAAAAAGGCCACAUCACUCGAGGGGAAUGCUUUUCGCUCCUGCAGAUUCAGAAUGUCAAGAUCUCGCGUUCCUACUUAAAAGAUCUCUGUGAAGAUGCAGACAAAGACAACAGCGGAACUAUCACCGCGGAGGAGUUUCUGAAAGCCUUGGUCACUGGAAAGGUUGCAUUCAACUAUUUGAAGGAAUCCUUGAACAAAGGAGUCAAGGAGAUGAAACAGAAUGAAUGCGAUCGGUCUGACUUAAUUGAAUGGCUUCAGCAGGAAUAUGAAACGACCAGUGCGCUCUAUUCAAUGCCUUCGGUGUUGAUUCUUUGCGUUGCCUAUUUCUACUUCGCCACCACACACGUGGACGUGACAAAUGCGUGGCGUUCACGAAACACCUUGUACCACAAUCUGCACAGUUUGUGGAAGCCGGCCAUCAGAGCGGAUAGGUACGGCACGCAAGCACACAUGGAAUGGACCGUGAAUGUGUGGCUUCCGAAGUACUAUCGGCAAAACCUGGAUACCGACCCCCAGCCUGGCCGUGUGGCGAUUCAGAAUCAGAUCAUUGGAGGCUCGCGUCUGCACAAAGAGUACUGGCAGACAGGACCUUGCAUUGUCAGUCCAGAACAAGCUAGGCUCUACAACUCCUACACUGCUCAAUGUGAUCGCAAUGGAGGUUUCACAGAAGAGGAUAUUGUAUUGCCGUACCACUUGCAGAAGAGCAUACAUGAGUUCACGCUCAGCAAUCUCACGAAAUCGAACUGGUUUGACAACCGGGUAGCGCUGCUUGAGUACCAGACUGUCUUCUACAACGGUCAUAACAACAUGCUCACCUUUGAACGUCUGCAAUGGGAUUUUCAGCCGAGUGGUUAUUUGCAGCUCUGGUUCAAUCAUGAGUCCUGGAUGGCGGAACCCUACGGCAAUUGGUUCAACGUCAUUCCAGAUAUCCUCUUCAUCAUGGUUCUGCUGAGAAUGGCCCAUCAGGAGGCUAAAGAACUGCUGCCUGCCAUCGCUGGAGGUAUGGAUGGCAUCAAGGAUUACUUCAAGUUCUGGAACCUGGUCGAUUGGACAGCCAUUCUGGCUGGCUUUAUGAACGUGGUCAUCUGGCUUUACUUCUUCUACAAAAUCUCUGUGGAACUGCCAGCUGUGAUUGGCGAGAUUCCUCAAGCCGAAUUGGAUGCCCGGGUGCUGCAAAAUCAGACCUUUUUGACGGUGGACACGAUGUCGGAGAUCAUUGAUCCGAUGUUGCUGAACUUCCGGAUCAACGAGGUCUUCAUUUUGGCCAGGGAGAUCUAUGACUUCCAUGCCAUACUGCGGGGCUUCUUUUUUGGAUACUUCUUCAUUCUGAUGAUGAAAUUUUUCAAGACCUUUCAGGCGAACCCGCGAUUGGACAUUGUGGUGCAAACCAUCAAUCACUGCUCGGUGAACGUGGUCCAUUUCGCCAUUGUCUUCUUGGCCAUCUUCCUUUGCUAUGCCUUUGCGGGACAUUUUCUCCUGGGCCACAUGCACAAGGGCUGGGAUUCCAUGUUGGGAUCGCUCUUCAUGCUGUGGUCCACGGAAUUAACCAUGGAGGAUGUGAGUAGCUUCAGCGUUCCGGUUCAGGCUGUUUGCUACUUGUGGUCCUUGACCUACCAGAUUCUAGUGCAGCAGGUCAUGUUGAACAUGCUCUAUUGUAUUGUCUUUGAUUCCUAUGCAUUUGUCAAGACGCGUGCUGGCGCACCCUUGACCCUCUAUGCACAGAUCAGGGAUGCAGCAGCGACAGCAAGGGAAACCAGAGGUUUUGUGAACCUCUACACCUUGAUCGUGCAGCUGGAGGACGAUGAUUUUCCAGCGCAUCCCAAUGAAAUUGUGACCACCAGAUCCUUGAAACGCGCCUUUGAGCAAGACGGGAUGACGCGUGCGAACGCUGAAUACCUUUUGAUGAAGACCGCAGACUUCGUGCAAGAGAAGUCGGAGGAGAUUGAGCUGUCCUUGUCAGAUGCGAUUCGCGUGACAGGUCAUAUCCAGACCACCAUGCUGAAGAGUUUGGAUUUUGCCGAAGAUUCCCUCACGAUGAUCUCCACGGAAGCCCGGAACAAGGAGGCGGCCGAACGACAACAAGAUCGGGCAGCCUUCGUGUCCAAUGCUUUGGGAGAGAUGCCAAGCUUUGAGCCGCAGCAGGGCAAAGAAGUGAUCUCAGUGUCGGAUGAAACGAUGGAGCGAUUGGAGCAAUGCUUGGAUCUGGUGGCUGAUGUGCUGUCAAGUUGUCGGCAAGAACAGACGAACAUCGCAGCAGACAUCAAUCAAGAGUUGCAAUCCAUUUGGAAGCAGGAGGAUGAGCGUUAUCACAAGAUGGAUGUCAUGAUCCAUGAAAUGGAACAGGGCUUACAGGCCAUGGAGAGAAGUAUUGGAUCUAUUGGUGUGUCCUUUAGCGGAACCAACUUCCAACAACUGGCCACGGUCCCUGAACGCUGCGAAACUGCACAGCUCUUGGAGGCUUUGGACUCACAGGAUGAACAGAGCUGUGUGGGCCGACUGGAUACCAAGCUCCAGGACUUGGGUGAAAUAAUGCACCAGCUGAGUCACAAGGCGGGAACGUUGAGCUAUGUUGAGCUGUUGGAGGCGCAAAGGACGUCGGAACUCAGAGAGAUCGUCUGGAGAUUGGAACUCAGCUUGCGAAUGCUGAACGACGGCAAGGGCGUGAUCCCCAUGAAUUGUUUCAUUCGAGAGGAGCAACAGAAGAAGCUCGUGUCCAAGGAGGAACGUGCCUUGCAAGGGCAACGUUUGGGCAUCGAUGCCGUUCAUUGGUUGCGUUCCAUUCAGGCCCUUAAGGAUCCAUUUGCUGAUGCCUUGGGAGGGGUUCCUCCUGGUAUUUUUGGCGUCGUGGACAAGGAGCUGGAAGGAUUCCGUAGACUGCAAAUCACACCAGUCUUCAUUUUUCAAGGGAUGACCCCUGGACCCAAGCACUCCAUGUUUGUGAAUCGAAUGGAUCAGCAAAUGAUGGACGCCUGGGCGCUUUUGGCCAGUGGCCACAACAGUGAGGCUCAGAAGUUUUUUGCGGUCUCAACCAGCCGCAUCAAUGGCGAUUUCGUCUAUUUCAUCUUUCAGCACAUGCGCUACCGUGGCUGCGAAGUGCUGCAAGCACCAUACUUUGCAGGAACGCAGCUGGUGCACUUUGCUGAGCAGGGAGUAGUCCAGGCAGUUUUCGGCCCGCCAGGUUUGUUGCUUUUUGGUCUCAGCAAAGUGAUCAUCAACAUCGACUUCCAAAACGUGCUCUUCGAUUGGAUCGAUUUGGAACGCAUCCUGGAGAAAUGGACCAUGACGCGGGAGCAGUUUGUGGACGCCUGCAUGUUGGCUGGAACGGAGUAUUGUCUCACCUUCCCCUACUUGCAGGUGGAUCAGGUGAUGCGCUUCAACUUCGAUGUGGAGUCUCGGCAGUCUUCGAUGCUGGUACAAUGGAUGCAUACCUUCCCAACAGAGGAGAUCAAGGCAGAUCACAUGGAGGGCUACUGCGUUUGCAAGCUUCUCAUCCAGAGCUCACCGGUGUAUAGUGUGACGGAGAAUGCCGUGAGACCCUCAGCUUUGUCGGGUGCAGUGCCGAGCGACUACCCGGCAGUUCUGGGAGCCUUACUGCCCAGCAGUUUGUAUUUUCUGAUCGUCAGCGGAGUUCUUUCAGCAAAGCUUCCUCAGGCACUGGCCAAAGGAGAAUGGCUGGACAAGUCGCAACCGCUGGUGGAUACACAGGAGUAUCGUCAGUUGCUCUCCGAAGCUUGGAGCAUCAGGCCAUCAGUGGACUUGACGGACUAUCGCCAACGAGCCCUGGGUCUUAUCGCGCGUCACUUGCCGCCAUACUUUCGAAAUAAGCGCAUUCUUUGCAAGGCUUUUUGGGAGCAUUUGCAAAACCGUCGCACGGCAGACCCUGGUCGAGCCAGGCGUUAUUUGCAGCCUGAGAAGAUGCAGGACAUCAUUCGAUGGAACAUCAAUGCCACAAAUGUGGCGCAGGAGCUGCACAGACAGAGCAUCAAGAAGGUUGACUUCAAGUUCUGCCUUGCCUGGCACGCCAACGAGGUGCUCAAGGAGGGGCCGCUGAUCAGCGAUCUGCAGCGUGAGACGAUCCCGGAAAAUCACAAGGGCAACGACACCAAGGCAAUCUCAGCGAUCGUUCACUUCAUGUUGCUGGAGCACUUGGGGCUCAUAGCAGACGAUGGAGCAAUGACUGUGACUGGGACCAGCGACAUGUUGCAGGUGGCAGUGGGUGGCGAUGACGAAAAACGGCUGUUGCCUGGUGUUUUGGAUUUGAUGAUCACCCCCUGA